Teleopsis dalmanni is the source of this 552-nucleotide messenger RNA. RefSeq names its product circumsporozoite protein-like. The record is from RefSeq and is a predicted model, not a curated record. The transcript has a single exon. Bases 1 to 552 code for a protein of 183 amino acids. Lineage: Eukaryota; Metazoa; Arthropoda; Insecta; Diptera; Diopsidae.
AUGGAUCAAUAUAUCCCUAUAAAAUGUGCUGGUCCUACCCGCAGCACGACAACUGUAACUACAUCAAUUGCGGGUGAUGAAGGAGGUGCUGUCAAUACUACUACAGCCGCAAUCCAUACACCGGUUCUAGCUACUGGAAUAACUGCUGCUGGAGAUAGUGCGGCUGCUGGUGUGGCUGCUGGUGUGGCUGCUGGUGUGGCUGCUGGUGUGGCUGCUGGUGCGGCUGCUGGUGCGGCUGCUGGUGUGGCUGCUGGUAUGGCUGCUGGUGCGGCAGCUGGCGCGGCUGCUGGUGCGGCAGCUGGUGCAGCAGCUGGUGCAGCAGCUGGCGCGGCUGCUGGUGCGGCUGCUGGUGCUGCUGCUGGUGCAACAGCUGGUGCAGCUGUUGGUGCGACAGCUGGUGCGACAGCUGGUGCAGCUGUUGGUGCGACAGCUGUUGCAGCUGUUGGUGCAGGUGUUGGUGAAGGUGAUGAGGGUAAGAACGGUGGCAAACACAAAGGUAAAAACAAGGAAGAAGGAGAAGCGAAACCUUUAAAUCAUAGUUCUAGUUUCUAA